AUGGCUAUCUUUGGGCAAACACUGAACGGCACUGAGACGAUCAGACAUACAACAACCGACCACCCUCUAGUGAAAUUCAGUGCCGCAACGUACGCAUGUCCAUCUCGGUGUGAGGAUUCAUAUCGAGACUUGACAUCUACAUCAAGAGGUGUUGGUCGGAAUUUUCCAGCUACGGGCACCGAAGGCCUCCAUAAUCAUGGGGAAAAGCGACAAGCCCUUGAAACGUCCUGCUCCGCUUCCACUGGAUUAAAGAGAUAUUUGGAGUCACCAAAGGAUAUUAGACCUACUGCAUAA
Messenger RNA from Rasamsonia emersonii CBS 393.64, 294 nucleotides. RefSeq lists its product as uncharacterized. The record is from RefSeq and is a predicted model, not a curated record. The transcript is spliced from 2 exons. Bases 1 to 294 code for a protein of 97 amino acids. NCBI's taxonomy places the organism in Eukaryota, Fungi, Ascomycota, Eurotiomycetes, Eurotiales, Trichocomaceae.